AUGAUGCAGAAAUGUGCUCUUUCGCCACACAGGGAGAUCAGGGUCAAGCGGGACCACCCGGGCCUCCAGGGCCACCUGGCCCUCCUGGACCAAGAGGCCCUCCUGGGGACACCGGAAAGGAUGGACCCAGAGGGUGAUCCAGGGCAGUUGGGAGAAACAGGACCCAUGGGGCCUGAGGGGCCACAAGGGCCAACGGGGUUUCUUGGGCCUCCAGGUGUUCCAGGUGUUGACGGACUGAAGGGGGAUGUUGGCAUCCCAGGACUGGACGGUAUUCCAGGGUCCAAGGGUGAAAAGGGAGACAUGGGUGAAAAGGGCGAUAUGGGAGAAGACGGACCCAAAGGUGACAUGGGGGAGAAGGGUGAUGCUGGCUCCUCUGCAGCAGGUAUCAAGGGCGAACCUGGAGAGCCUGGUCGAAGUGGAGUAAAGGGAGAACCAGGACUACCAGGGCUGCCUGGACUCCCAGGAAUAAAGGGCGAGCCUGGGUUUUUGGGCCCCCAGGGAGAACCGGGGCUUCCAGGACUCCCGGGAACUAAGGGGGAGAAAGGCGACCACGGACCACCUGGGAAAGGUGAACGAGGGGAAAUCGGACCUGUCGGGUCAAAGGGUUCACAAGGAGAAGCUGGUCUGCCUGGUUCCAAAGGGUCAAAGGGGGAGACUGGAGAUAAAGGAGACCUGGGAUCUGUUGGCCCAAGGGGCCCGCCUGGGCAGAAAGGAGACCGAGGAGCGACUGAAAUCAUCGACUACAAUGGAAACAUCGAAGAGGCCUUACAGAAGAUAACCACCAUUACAGUGACGGGUCCUCCUGGUCCACCUGGACCGAUGGGACCACAGGGAAUAAAGGGGGAUCGUGGUUUGCCUGGUCUCCCUGGGCUCGAUGGAGAAAGAGGCUAUAAAGGUUCCAAGGGAGACAUGGGAAUGCCAGGGGCCUCUGGGGAGAAAGGAACCACUGGUUUACCAGGCUUACCCGGUGUCAAUGGGGCAAAAGGAGAUAAAGGAGAUGCAGGACUACCUGGCCCACAAGGUCCAUCUUUUGUCUCUAAUGUUGCUACCCUCAUGUGA
This is a messenger RNA of Nematolebias whitei (Rio pearlfish), 1059 nucleotides long. Its product is annotated as collagen alpha-1(XXV) chain. The coding region runs from base 1 to 1059 and encodes 352 amino acids. The transcript is spliced from 21 exons. The record is from RefSeq and is a predicted model, not a curated record. Lineage: Eukaryota; Metazoa; Chordata; Actinopteri; Cyprinodontiformes; Rivulidae.